Molecule: messenger RNA, 1802 nt
Organism: Durusdinium trenchii
Lineage: Eukaryota; Dinophyceae; Suessiales; Symbiodiniaceae
Source: the annotation of a GenBank genome assembly
AAAGAUUUGAAUCAAUCCACUGGUCACCGCUGGCUGUGUGAACCUCUGUCUCUGGCUGCGCGUUUCCGCGAUGGCACCAAAGGCUCAGGUGACUGCAGCCUCCAAGCGUACGGCCACGCCACCACCGAAGAAGAAAGAGGUGGUGCCAACACCCCGGCCGCCGGAAGCUGCUGCAAAGCCCGCUGCGACCAAGGCAGUGGCUCCGAGUGAAGAGAAGGCUCCGAACCUCAAAGGUGAGUGGGGGAACAUUGCUUUGCUGUGCUUACUGUACACAUUGCAGGGUAUUCCGCUGGGUCUUGGCCAAGUAUUCCCUCUCCUUUUGAAGGACCGUGGAGCUUCCUACACUGAUCUCGGCAUAUUUUCCCUGCAAUCUUGGCCGUUUGUGCUGAAAUUAUUUUGGGCGCCUUUGGUGGAUUCGGUGUACAUCCGCCAGAUGGGGCGCAGAAAGACCUGGAUGGUGCCCUCGCAGAUCGUCAUCGGCAUUCUGAUGCUCUACACGGCAUCCCAGCUGGAUGUCUUGCUGGGAGACUCGACCACUACCAGGCCCUCCACGCGGACGCUGACCGGCUUGUUUCUGGCCAUCAACUUCCUUUGCGCCACUCAAGACAUUGCAGCUACAGGGAGAUGUUCAAUGACUCUAGUCCUUAGCAGUGGGACAACCAAGUGGGUCGAUGGCUGGGCCUUGACGAUGCUUCGAAAGGAGAACUGCAACUACCAGGCCACCUGCAACGCCGCGGGGCAAACCUUCGGAUAUGCCUUGGGUUUCACUGGCUUUACUGCCUUGGAACAUUUCAAGCUCCUUUCGCUCUCAGGCUUUAUGUCAAGCAUGGGUCUCCUCUUCUUAGUGGUGACCGCGAUCGUGGCGAUCUUGAAGAAAGAGAAGCCCUUGCCACCAGAGGAAGAGCCAGAAGGAAUCCGGGAUGCUUACAUGCAGAUGCUGCGGAUGACCGGGCUGAGACCGAUCCAGCUUCUCUUCGUGAUGCUUUUCACCUGGAAGGUGCCCUUCGCUGUGUGCGAGUCUGUGGCCCCGGUGAAGUUCCAAGAGUAUGGCAUCCCUAAGGAGCACAUCACCUAUGUGACCUCCCUACUGAUGCCCAUGUACAUCAUGAUCCCCAUCGUGGCUGCCCGCUGGACCGGUGGCGCCAGACCUUUGCAGCUGGCCUUCUCCGUGUAUCCGUUGCGCCUGGCCACCGGGCCUUUGACUGCGAUCUUGGCUUUCUACACCCCUGCCUCUGUCUCUCCUAUCCCUUGGAUCUUCUACACUCUCCUGGUCUUUGUCAUUGCCGCCGCCGCCACCACCUCAGAGUUGAUGUUCGUGUCGCAGAUGGCCUUCUUCGCACACGUGAGCGAUCCAGCCUUGGGUGGUACAUAUAUGACCUUGCUGAACACCAUGGGCAACCUCGGUGGCCGCUGGCCGCCCACUGCCGCUUUCUUCUUGGUGGAUGUCUUGAGCUGCGAGAGUGAGAGCUGCUGGAUGAAGAUGGAUGGCUUCUAUACGGUGACCUUUCUGUGUACGAUCAUUGGGCUGAUUUGGCUUGUUUGCACGAGGAAGAUGAUCGAGGAUCUGCAAUCGCGGAAGUUACAGGAGUGGAAAGUGGCGCACACCGCCUAGCUGCAGCUGGUUUCGCUGAGGAGAAAGGCUCACACCGCCUAUAGAUCCAAAAGAGGCGCAGACGUGCGCAGGCUUGGUGGGCGCAAAGCUAGGUGCUGUACAGAAAUUCGGCACAGGCUUCAGUCGAGUUCAGACGACCAGCCCUGUGAGGUGCUUGAGAGUGCUUGGAAAGAUCGUGCUUGGGAGUGCU